Molecule: messenger RNA, 1462 nt
Organism: Protopterus annectens (West African lungfish)
Lineage: Eukaryota; Metazoa; Chordata; Ceratodontiformes; Protopteridae
Gene: C1QL2
Product: complement C1q like 2
Exons: 2
Coding region: 225-983 (252 amino acids)
Molecular function (GO): protein binding
Source: RefSeq, a predicted model, not a curated record
GCGAUGCUAUCAGAGCACACAAUGCCUCGAGUGCUCAUAGUUUAAGGCAGAUACAAAGUGAUUUAACUGCAAGAACAGUACCACCGACUAUCUCUGUAUUUUAUUGUGAGUGUAUACUCUCGGGAUCGACAAUCAUUACUUCUCAAAGCAAGGAAGAAAUUGUUGCUCUAACCUCUAGGAUUCUCCAGAGGAAGCGUGUAAUUGCAGCUGUUAUCGUCACCGUUAUGGUGCUGAUUCUGAUCAUAGCUAUACCCAUCCUUAUCCAAGCUCCUAAGGCUUCAUCUCACUACGAGAUGAUGGGGACCUGCAGGAUGAUUUGUGAUCCGUACAACCCUAAAUCGAGCAGCACCACAAUGGAGGUAAUGCAAGACCUCGGUGCAGUUCAAGGACCACCAUUCAUCCAAGGUGCCAGAGGAGAACCUGGGAAGGCGGGAAAGCCGGGUCCAAGAGGUCCACCUGGCGAACCAGGACCCCCUGGACCCAGGGGACCUCCUGGCGAAAGGGGAGAUCCAGGAAAGCCAGGUUUCCCGGGCUUACCUUUUUCAGGUGGUACUGCAGCUGGCGCUAUAAGUACCACGGGAACUACUCCUAAGAUAGCUUUUUACGCAGGUCUAAAAAGUCCCCACGAGGGUUAUGAAGUUCUAAAGUUUGAUGAUAUUGUCACUAAUAUAGGGAACCAGUAUGACUCCACUACAGGAAAAUUCACCUGUCACGUGCCUGGGAUAUAUUUUUUCACCUACCACGUCUUGAUGAGAGGAGGCGAUGGGACCAGCAUGUGGGCAGACCUUUGCAAAAAUGGACAGGUUCGUGCCAGUGCAAUUGCCCAGGAUGCUGACCAGAACUACGACUAUGCCAGUAACAGUGCAGUCCUCCACUUGGACUCAGGGGAUGAAGUUUAUGUAAAACUAGAUGGAGGCAAAUCGCAUGGAGGCAACAAUAAUAAGUACAGCACUUUCUCUGGCUUUAUUUUAUAUCCAGAUUAAAAGUGAUGAGCGGCACUGUUUUUGGGGUGGUAGGGUUCAUCUCACAGAUGCUUGUUUUAGUUCUCAUUUCCACGAAAAAAAAAAAUGAAAAGAGACCCUGCUAUUUGUGUUCUUCCAGUUCGAAGGUCUCUGAGCUCCACUUCGAGUGCUUCGCAUUGAAGUGAAAACUUAAAAAUGCACAUGAACACAGUGAGAGAAGACCUAACAAAACUGAAGGACUUGGACAAACCUUCAUUUGAUAAGUCAAAAGUACAGCAAUAAAAAAGUUGCUUCUUUCAGAUGGAAGUUGCUGUGAACUGAUAGGAUGUGGUAUUUUGGCACUUCUGAAAUUACUUGUCCCGUCUUCUGUUUAUUAAACAAAGUUUAAUCAAACAUCUUUAAUUCUCAUAGAUGUGUUCCUGCAGUAAGCAGAUUUAUGACCACUUUCAAUAUCAAGUUACUUGACCUUUUUUGAACAAAUAAAGAAACUUUCAGAUUUU